CUGACCGCUAAACUUCCCUCUUGCGUUUGUGUCUUUCAGAUGCUCGGCCAUGGAUGCAAUUGGAGCUGACGAGAAGAAAGACAAAAUGGACGGCAGUGGUUUUGGAGACCUCCUAAAGAAGCCACUAGAAACCAGAGCCCCACACAUCUUCUCAUCCUUCCACAAGCCCGUCGCCUUGGACAUGCGGCAUCAUGAAGGAUGCCCCUCGUACCACUACGAGCCGCACACUCUCCACGCCGUACACAGGCCCGUAGGAUUGCCAGGCAGCCCUGUCAUAUCUGAUAUCUCCCUGAUCCGCCUCUCUCCUGCAUCCAUGGCGACCGGCGACUCCCCCUUCAGCUCCCCUCACGUGUACGUCAACCCUCACAUGGAGCACUACCUGCGCCCGGUGCACGGUGGCCCAACGCUGUCAAUGAUCUCGGCAGCCAGAGGCCUGAGCCCCACUCACUUGGCUCACGACCAUUUCAAAGAUGGUGGCCUCUUUGGGCUCCCUCCACCUUCUCCGACUGGGGUGAGUCUGACCAGAGAGUAUUACCAGUUGAUGGCGAGCCACCAUAGCUCCUAUGGGGAGCUGCUCAUGCAGGGGGGAGGGUUAGCCGCAGGGGCCCACCUCUCAGACUACAUGACCCCCAUUGAUGUCUCCCGACUGACUCCCAGGCUGAGCAGGAAGAGGACGCUAUCCAUCUCGCCGCUGUCCGACGCCAGCGUGGAUGUUCAGACCAUGAUCCGCACAUCGCCGAGCUCGUUGGUGGCGUACAUCAACAACUCCCGGUCCGGCUCCGUUGCCAGCAACUCGUACGGACACCUGUCGGUCGGAGGAAUUAGCCCAUCCUUGGCCUUCCCUCAUCCCAUCAGCCCUGUGGCCUACCAGCAGCUGCUGACUUUGGGCCACACUCCACCACUCAUCCAGCCGGCGGCCGCCUACCCCAGCUGCCACCCGGCCCUCGGCCUCUCCGCGUUGUCCGCUCCCGGCCACGGCACUGACUUGGCACCCCAAAAUCCCUGUGGAGAAUCCGUCAUGAACUGCACAGUUGAGCCUGUCAUCACCAAGCGGUCAAAGGUGAAGCCCGAAUCCAAGGCACCAAGUUCCCUGAUGAACAAAACGGGUGUACCGUCACAGAACCAUCAAGGUGUCUCAUUGGAGCUUAAGGUGGACGUGGAACGUGACGAGUGCAAAGCAGAGCUGGAAGCCACGUCGUACGAGUCCAACUGUCACUGGGAGGGCUGCAACACUGAGUACGAAUCACAAGACCAGCUUGUGCACCACAUCAAUAACGAGCACAUCCACGGGGAGAAGAAAGAGUUUGUGUGCCGCUGGGAGGAGUGUUCUCGGGACCAGAAGCCCUUCAAGGCUCAGUACAUGCUGGUGGUUCACAUGCGCCGGCACACAGGAGAGAAACCGCACAAGUGCACGUUUGAGGGCUGCGCCAAGGCCUACUCUCGUCUGGAAAAUCUCAAAACCCAUCUGCGCUCUCACACCGGGGAGAAACCUUACGUGUGCGAGCACGAGGGAUGCAACAAGGCUUUUUCGAACGCCUCAGACCGAGCCAAACACCAGAACCGCACGCACUCCAGUGAGAAACCGUACGUGUGCAAGCUCCCGGGGUGCACCAAGCGCUACACGGAUCCCAGCUCACUGAGGAAGCAUGUCAAAACAGUCCACGGCCCGGAGGCCCACGUCACCAAGAGGCAGCGCAGCGACCUGCUGCCCAGGCUAAUGCCGAGGGACAACGGCGAGAACCAGAGUCUCCACACAGAGACGGUUCGUGAGAAAAUUGCAGACGGCAGCUCCCCGGCAGGUGGGGAGGACUACGUGCACGUCAAAUCCAUCAAGACAGAAAAUUCUGUGAUGCAGCAGUCCAGCCCUGGCAGUCACUCACUGUGCAACAGCAAACCAUCACCGCUUAGUGAGGCCACCGACAAUGACAGUGGAGUAGAAAUGGAAAGGUUGGGCAGUGGAAGCCUGGGGGACUUCGACAUGUGGUGGAGUCUGGGUAUUGAUGAUUCCAGUGGCGAAGAGGCAGCGGCAGCAGCUAGUUUCAGCGUCCAGCAGCGGCUCAGCUUUCAUCCACAUCUGGAGUCUAUCAAGAAGAAGAAGGUGAGGGACUUCUGUCAAUGGACUGCCAACCCCGUAUUUUCCGCUGCCACCAGCACCAGCAGGCGUGUUCCUCUGGCGGAGCGUAGGCUCUGGUCCUAGGUCUGCUGGGAAGCCUCUCAGAGUGCCAUGACAGCGCUUCCUGCAUGCUGAACUCACUUGAUGCCCUCCAGCCUCCGCUCCUCUCGCAACUCUCCUCCUCACUGCUCCAGUCAGGCCUCACACUUGCACUACGACUCCUACAAGCCUAUCUCAAACAAUAUCUCACCGUGCUCCAGUCAGAACGAUCCUCGGAAACCUGACCCCGGCUCACACUACUCCCUCUGGGCAACUAUAUUACACCCCCUGUUGGUUUACAACCAACACCUCUGCCAUUCAUUGGGAAAAAUUCAUCUCCAAACCUGUUCAGCAUUGUUUAGGGAUUCCGACGAAUCCUACUCAAGACAGGUGUUUGUGGAUUCUCUUUACCUGUCACAAAUGCAGUCAUGCUGUCAUGUUCUUGAUGGAGAGAAGAGAGUGGGAACAUUUUACACAGAAGGGCUUCAUGCAAUCAGAUGGUAGCCUCCACCACACCCACAGCCUAAAGGACAUUCAAGCAAAGGCAACAACACAUCUCCACCGUUUCAUUUCGACGGGAGUGUGUGAGGCCGCACACUGAGCCCCGAACACAGACGCACCCAUCACCUCAGCAUGCGUAAGUUCAACUUGAAGGAUGGAACUGUACAACUUCCUCACUUGAUACUUUGCAGAAACCAAAUCCGCCAGUACCACCAAAACAACCUAAAUCAUUAGGCAGCCACAUUUCAAGCCUGCCAGGUUAUGCAAGCAAUGAAGUUGCAACAGCCCCGGUGACAAUACUUUGUACGAAAUGGGCCAGAUCCUUUGACUUGGAAUUAGUCUAGUGCUGCUUCCCGGUUUAGAGGAACAGAUGAACUUGAUUGACAGAAUGCUGAAUGAUGAGAAGCACACCAAUCUUUCCAAGUCUGUUCCAGAACUGGCUUAACCCUUGGUACCACCGGGGAAGAGAAACAUGGCUCUUUUUGGAGUCCUUUAGAUGAGAUGUUCCUGAAACUGAUGUGCGACAUCAAAGUAUUCCCUGGCAUCCAUCAAAGUCGCUAAGUGAUGUGAAGAGGCCGAUGUUACUAUUGCUGCUGCUGCAAUCUACUGUCCUCUUGUACAAUGUCUUCUUUUUGACAAGCCAUAUUUGUAAGUAGCAUGUAAACAACAGAAUUUUUUCAGCAGUCGUGCAAGUGCCUGGCAUAUACACAGGUGGUUACAUAAGUA
Hippocampus comes (tiger tail seahorse) is the source of this 3379-nucleotide messenger RNA. RefSeq names its product zinc finger protein GLI2-like. The record is from RefSeq and is a predicted model, not a curated record. Gene Ontology annotation, biological process: smoothened signaling pathway; regulation of transcription by RNA polymerase II. Gene Ontology annotation, cellular component: nucleus. NCBI's taxonomy places the organism in Eukaryota, Metazoa, Chordata, Actinopteri, Syngnathiformes, Syngnathidae. Gene Ontology annotation, molecular function: DNA-binding transcription factor activity, RNA polymerase II-specific; RNA polymerase II cis-regulatory region sequence-specific DNA binding.